AUGCAUCAUUUAUCCGUCUGCAAACAUUUCACUGAACACUACACAACCGCCACCACGAUGCCAAAAGGCAAAGCAAAGAGGCGUAACCCGCGACCGUACCACGGCUCUGCAGAGCCGUAUGAGACUCACCAAGGCUCAUCACACAGACGUGGCGGUACGCACAAAGUACACGAUGAGAACAAGACUGACUCCGUCUACGACAACUUGAACUACAAAGAGCUAGUCGAAACAGCAAAGGAGCGCAGUAUCUACCGCAAGGAUAUGAAGAAAGUAGAGAUGGCUUGGGCCCUAAAGCACGACGACGAGAAUAAGAAGCGUGCUGAACAGGACGCCCGUAUUGCACGGCAAAGGAAGCUGGAGGAGGCGAAGAAGGAAGAGGAGAGAAAGGCUGCGGAGAAGAAGGCACAGCUCAUUGCUAAGCAAAAGAAAAGAAGAGAGAAAGAGAAGAGGAGAGAGCGUGACGAAAGCGUCAGUGAUGACACUGUCAGUGAUGCCGACUCAGAAGACGACGAAGACGCAGGGAAUGAGUACAACCGCGAGAGAUUUGGUCAGGCGCUCAGUGAAGAAUCGUGGGAUAGCAGUUCUUCAGAGUCAAGUGCUGCACCAGCAGACCAGAUCUACGAGACUGGAUGCAGACUUCGCCUGUUCGAAUGGCCAAACCAAACCAUGCCAUCCGUCAAACCCGGAGGUUGGGACUACAAAAGAUGGUGUCCGCUGCCCUUGCCCUGUCCCGUGCCUUAUGCACCUCUAAAGAUUACAACGAUGUAUAGCAAGCAAAAGCUCAUAUUGCCAGGGGCAAAAUACCCACCAGGCGUCGCCCCAGACUUCGUCCCGAUCCUAAACCCCUUGAUCCGAUCCGCAGCACGUAAUGGUCAUCUCCUCGGCCCACUCCGCAAAGCCAGCAUCGAAAGAGGUACGGAUUGGGCUCAACGCACCCUCGUCCAGGGCUGCAAUGGCCACAUGUACUUCCACCUCGGUUCGCGAAACGAGACCAAAGUCCUAGCCGACACAUACAACAAGUGGUAUCUUGAGAACAGGAAGUUGCUGCGCGUCAAGGGAAAGGGUAAUGGAGAUCCGAGUGAUCGCGCUGCGCGGCACGCUCAAAGGCAGAGGAACAAGGCGAAGAAGACGGCGGAGGUAUAUGAGGUGUCGCAGUAUCGGCCGCUGGCUAUGUGUUAUGUGCCCGCUUAUGUGGACUACGGUGAGCCGGUUCGAGACGAUGUGGAGAGGAAGAGCUUGGAGAACUUGUUCUUUGUCAGGUUUCCCGGGUGCGAUGUACCGCAUUACUACUUCUGGGCAAGGGAAGGGGAGUGGGAUGAUCCUACGGCGGUGAACCCGGAGUGGAGCGCUCAACAGUGGACAGACAAGGGCACUAUGCGCACGGAAGAGAUCGAAACCGGAGGAGAAGAAUUGAGGAUUAGUCGGCCUAUUGAGACGCAGUUGGUACGUAUACGCAAAUCAUCGACUGACGUCCCUUUCUCCCCGCCUUUCUCAAGCCCGUCAAAUAUCACCGAGACCAUCGCGCUCGUCGAGCACCAGAUCCACUGCGACGGCCUGUCCGGAACCCUCGCGCGCUACCGGCAGAAGUGGGCUGUGGAUGGGAAACAACGUGCUUGGAACACCUUUACCGCAGCGUUGCCGAGGCUUUGGCCCAGUGGCGAGAUACCAAGCGUGCCACCCGUACAUAGCGAACCGGGAGUGAAGCUUUCUGUAAAGCUGGCUACGAUUGAUUGCAUGAAAGAGUAUGGCGAAACGCCGUUCAGUCCGUUGAAUGGUACUGAGGCGUGGACGAGAGAUGAUGAUAGAGUGUGGGAUGUUGUUGAGGUUAACGUCGAGGAAGACCCCGUAUCACCUAUCACUUCACCCAAAGAAUACGACGAUGCCGACGACACUGAGGGUAACGAUAAGGAAGAAGAGACUGGUAAUUCUGAAAAAGACGACGGCAACGCAGCAGACGAAGAGACGUUGCAUCGCCGUGAUAGCGUGAUGUCCGUGUUGGAUUUCACGAUGUCAGAUUCCGUUGUGGCAUGGCUGGAACAAGUCAAGGAUAUUUCUGCAGUGUCGCCUACACCGAGCGAACCGUUUGAUAGAGAUAUAGAACUAUACGAGUAG
Messenger RNA from Alternaria ventricosa, 2112 nucleotides. RefSeq lists its product as uncharacterized. The transcript is spliced from 2 exons. Lineage: Eukaryota; Fungi; Ascomycota; Dothideomycetes; Pleosporales; Pleosporaceae. The record is from RefSeq and is a predicted model, not a curated record. The coding region runs from base 1 to 2112 and encodes 703 amino acids.